Acanthocheilonema viteae is the source of this 246-nucleotide messenger RNA. The record is from the annotation of a GenBank genome assembly. Lineage: Eukaryota; Metazoa; Nematoda; Chromadorea; Rhabditida; Onchocercidae.
AUGCGGGUUCAAUGCCUGCCAACAACCGUUAUUAUUAUUAUUUUUCUCUUGCUAGCCGGUAUAUCAUAUCCGAAACGCAGAAUACAUCCAACAAUGGUAGUUGUGGGUGUUAAUGCUGCGCCAGCAAUCAGGUCAGAAUCAAUGGUAUCCAACGAUUUAGACAAUUUACGCAGGUCAAUAGCAGUAUUACGCCAUGCGGUCGGUAAUUCAAUUGCCGGUUCAGUGCUCCGUUUACCUUCAUCUCAG